AUGUCGAAAAUCAUGAGACGUACAGUUUUUGAUCUUCCUUCGUCGUUUCGUAUCACUUUCGGUGGACCAAUGGUGCUUCAAUCUCGCACCGCACACAACGUCCGGGCACCGCGGAUCAAAUAUCCUAUGUGGUACCUGCAGCGAGAGCGGGCGAAAGACGACCAACAACUAACCGGUGAUAACCGUGCGUUCGUCAAAGAAGCCGUGCACGACAAGUUCGGCAUGCCGGCGGUGAUUCACGGAAUAUCCACGUACGAUGUGCGAUCUCCAUUGAGUGAAGACUCUGUCGAGUGCGUGGACGUCGAAUGGAACCCCAAGCUCCAACGCACCGGGCUUAUAGCUCGCAAGCUUGGAAACUAUCCGAUGUGGUUGGACAACGGCAAAAGCGUGCUUUCUACUCUUUUGCAAGUCAUUGAUAACCAUGUGAUCAAAUACAUCCCACCAGGCGAGUUCAAUCCACCAAGGAAACCAUAUUCGUGUCCUAAUCACAAAAAACCACUGGGAUGUCUUUUAGUGGGUGCCGAGAGUGCCGAUCCCCAAUAUUUUACAAAACAGUAUUGUGGAUUAUUUUAUAGAGAAGGAAUGAUGCCAAAAAAAUAUCUUGGCAGGUUUAUGGUUUCUCCAGAAGCUGCUUUGCAACCAGGUACACCACUCUUGGCUUCACAUUUUCGGCCUGGAGACUUUAUUGAUGUACGUGGAAAAACUAUUGAUCGAGGAUUUCAGGGUGUGAUGAAACGACAUGGUUUUCACGGUAUGCCUGCGACCCACGGUGUAACCAAAUCUCAUCGCAGAGGAGGUAAUGUAGGCCAUGGCGGCGAAAAGGGUAGAAUAUUUCCCGGAACAAAAAUGCCCGGACAUAUGGGUAACAGAUACAGGUUACACAAAGGAGCUGAAAUAUUAAGAAUCAACCACAAAUACAAUGUUAUAUGGAUAAAAGGAAUAGCAUCGCCAGGAGAAACAAAUUCAAUAGUUUAUUUAUACGAUACUAUACUGCCAUUAAGAAAGCACAAGUCACCACCACCAUUUCCGACAUCUAAAGUUGCAGAUGAUGAUCAGUUAAUAGAUUCAUAUAAAGAACAUGUAUAUAAAUUCACUGACCAAACUAUAACUUAUGAAGAAGAUAAAUAA
Molecule: messenger RNA, 1128 nt
Organism: Macrosiphum euphorbiae (potato aphid)
Lineage: Eukaryota; Metazoa; Arthropoda; Insecta; Hemiptera; Aphididae
Source: the annotation of a GenBank genome assembly